CAGCCUGGAUCUGGAAUGGUUCUCACAGAACUAGUAGUGUUGCACACAUUAAAGGAGGAUCCAAACCCUCAUGUGAUCAAACUUUAUGACAGCUAUGAGGAUCCGGAUUACUUCAUACUCGUCAUGGAGCGGCCUGAUCCUUGCAUGACCUUGAAUGAGUUUAUUAAACUUCAACGAGGUCUGCUGGAAUCAACAGCACGCAUCCUAAUGCGUCAGGCAGUCAUGGCUGUAAAACAUUGCUUUAAGCAUGAGACUUUUCAUACUGACCUCCACGCUGGCAACUUCCUCGUGGAUAAAAACAACAUGCUGCUGAAGCUGAUCGACUUUGGGUGCUGUGACCGAUUAAGAGACACGGCCUAUGCAUAUGAAGAGUAUUUGGGGGCACCGGCUUAUCGGCCACCUGAGGUCCGCAACAGGGGCAGAUACCACGCCAUGUCAAGCAGUGUCUGGUCUCUGGGAACUCUGCUCUAUUAUAUGGUUAAUGUAAACUUGCCCUUUCCCAAAUAUGGGCCAGUAACUGAAGGCAUGAUAAACCACGAGAAUGACUAUUUAACAAAGCGUAAGUAAACGGCACAAACACAAUAGGUCAGUUAAGUCUCUGAUCAAAUGCACAGUAUCUGUGAAAGACAGUCAGUAAACAUUAUCUGAGCAUAUGCAGGACUCAGUGCAAGGAUUAUCCCCCUGACAAAUUGUUUCAAUAUUUUUGCUUUCACUGCUAAAACAAACAUCCUGUAAUAUACCAGCAGAAAGAUGUGAUUCAUUACUACUUAGCAGUUAGUUAAACUGACUGGUCAAUGCUCAUGAUAGUUUUAUAAAAUAUGGGCAGUUUAAAGUUCUGAAAAUAGGCUG
Messenger RNA from Misgurnus anguillicaudatus (oriental weatherfish), 849 nucleotides. Lineage: Eukaryota; Metazoa; Chordata; Actinopteri; Cypriniformes; Cobitidae. The record is from RefSeq and is a predicted model, not a curated record.